GAAAACCAGAUAGAGUUUUGUUUGCUACCGACCGUCUUCACCAUAAACCUUCCUGCUAGUCUUCUGUCUUCCUCCGAAGAGUAGUGAGAUAACAACACGAGUCCAAGAUCACCCGCACAUCCCGCACCCCAGACUUCAGAAUGCAGCUUGCAAGAGCUCAUGCUGUGCGCACCGCCUUGCGCCCAGCUUGCCGGCAGCCGCUUCGCCUCCGACCCGCGCAUCGGCGGCUGGCCAGCACCGAACCCGGACCGCAGGGCCCGGUAGGUGACAAGGGAACCACCAAGGAGUACAACAAGGACGGCACAGACCCAAAGAAGAACCUCAUGUACCUCGGUCUCGGCGUUGUCGGUCUCGGGGCGGUCUACGCCAUGUUUUCGUCCAAGCCGAAGAAAGUGGCCGGCCAGGCGAAGCAGCAGGUUUCAGAGGAAGUGGCGCGCCAGAGGGCCGCUCGUUGAUCUUCGCCAAGCUUGGGGGCGCCUUUGUUUCUCCCUGACAGAUCCUAUGGGCUUAAUAGUAGGAUAAAUUGAGGUGUUUCUGACCCUUUCCAUCGCGGAUCAGUGUUUUCCUUCAUGCCCUAUCGACACGGCCCAGGAUGCGCCGAGAUAGGUCCUCAAUAUCGUCCCCUCGAUCCUUGUUUCUGCGUCAU
Molecule: messenger RNA, 646 nt
Organism: Thermothielavioides terrestris NRRL 8126
Lineage: Eukaryota; Fungi; Ascomycota; Sordariomycetes; Sordariales; Chaetomiaceae
Exons: 2
Coding region: 141-455 (104 amino acids)
Source: RefSeq, a predicted model, not a curated record